AUGUCCGCAUCAGUCCUUGGGAAGCGUACCCGGAGUUCAACAAAUGCAUCAGAAAGCGAAAGACAGACCAGAGCAAAGCGUCGCGAGACUCUCGUACUAGGAAUCGACGAGAACGACAACCCUUUUAUCAAUCCAAAUCCUUCUCCAGCAACACAACUCAAACCCACACCCACGCCUUCGAAACGCCUUGUGUCGUCACCGAAUAAGAUCAGUGCCCAUUUCUCCGUUUCGAAGAAGGAAAAGCUAUCUGCCGUUACAAAGUCAAGUCUUCUUGCCACACCCUCAACACCACGGCACCACGAUGCUCUUAUCUCUAAAAUCACCAUCACCCCACGACAUCGCCAUCUCAUUACUAGCAGUCCUGCAACACCUCGCAGUCCAUACACUCCCUCCAGCGCGGCCAACAAUGUUUACAACCAGGCACGACAGAUCUUCUCAAGAUGCACAGAUCCUGGUGUGUUGGUAGGAAGAGAAGAAGAGAAGGAGCAGGUUUCCACUUUCAUCUCGGAACGCCUAAAAUCUGGUGAGGGUGGCUGUCUAUACAUCUCAGGCCCACCCGGAACUGGCAAGAGUGCUUUUGUUGGCAACAUCUGUCAAGACUUCACAUCCGACCUGGAUCGGAACAUGGCCAUCGCGACGGUCAACUGUAUGAGUGUCAAGACGGCUAAGGAUCUUGCCAACACUCUGUCAAAAGAUCUGGACUUGGAGAUUCUUCCCGGACGUGCUGCUGACUUCGACUGCCUGCGUGCCAACUUCUUCGGACAAGACAAGAAACACGUCGUUAUUCUGGACGAGAUUGACCGCCUGGUCGACCUGGAUCUCAAACUUCUGUAUAGCCUCUUCGAAUGGUCCAUGGAGCCUUCCUCAAGCCUUAUUCUUAUCGGAAUUGCCAACGCCCUGGAUCUUACUGAUCGUUUCUUGCCUCGAUUGAAGUCUCGCAAUCUCAAGCCCAAUCUGUUGCCAUUCAUGCCGUAUACUGCCUCUCAGAUCGCCAAUAUCAUCACAUCGAAGCUCAAGGCAUUGGGUGCUGCAUCAACAGACCCAAGCUUCAUUCCAUUCUUGCAUCCUGCAGCGAUUCAAUUCUGUUCUAAGAAAGUUGCUUCUCAAACUGGGGACUUGAGAAAAGCGUUCGAUAUCUGUAGAAGAGCCGUUGACAUGGUUGAGUCCGAGACAAAGGUCGAGCAAGCACGUAUUCGUCUACAAGACAGUCCGUCCAGAACGCCGCUGGCAGACAAUCUUAACCUCGCAUCUCCCACCGUCAAGUUGGCUGCCUUCCAGAAGUCUGCACUCAAGGACCCUCGCCAAACCACUCUCUUCCCUUCAAUCAGCCAUUUGACUCUCGAGUCUGCGCCAAGAGCAACAAUCGCACAUGUCGCCAAGGUCACAGCUGCUGUGUUCAGCAACGGUGCAUCACAACGUCUGGCAUCUCUCAACCUGCAGCAGAAGGCUGUCCUUUGCGCACUGUCGGCUCUCGAAAAGAAGAAGCGCGAGGCGCCUAGCGUGGUCACCUUCCCAAUGACUCCCUCUAAGCACGCCAACGCUGCACCUACCAUCAGGCAGCUGUACGAAGCCUACUGCACACUCUGCAAUCGCGAGAAUCUGUUGCAUGCUUUGACCAGCAUCGAGUUUAGAGACGUGGUCAGUGGUCUGGAGACAUUAUCACUUGUAUCUGCUGUUGAGACAAAGGGUGCAUCGUCAUUCUUUAUGCCUUUGACGCCCUCUUGCACACCCAGCAGAAGAUCAAAGUCUGGAUUCUCCGGUGCCGCGACCGGUGACGAUAGAAGAAUGGCCGCUUGUGUUGGCCACGCCGAGCUGGUCUCCGCUCUCAAGGGCCCUGGGAGUGAUAUACUCAAGGAAAUGAUUGAGGGUGACGGCAUUGUCGCAUAA
Aureobasidium subglaciale EXF-2481 is the source of this 1887-nucleotide messenger RNA. RefSeq lists its product as uncharacterized. Gene Ontology annotation, biological process: DNA replication initiation; cell division; mitotic DNA replication checkpoint signaling. NCBI's taxonomy places the organism in Eukaryota, Fungi, Ascomycota, Dothideomycetes, Dothideales, Saccotheciaceae. Gene Ontology annotation, molecular function: ATP hydrolysis activity; DNA replication origin binding. Gene Ontology annotation, cellular component: nucleus. The coding region runs from base 1 to 1887 and encodes 628 amino acids. The record is from RefSeq and is a predicted model, not a curated record. The transcript has 2 exons.